GGCGGCGGCCGCCUCCAGCCGCUCCUCGUCGCCCGGGGGCUGCGGCGCGGACGAGGCGGACGGCGACCUGGAGGGCGAGGAGGCGGAGGGCGAGGGCGAGGGCGAGGGCGAGGGCGAGGGCGAGGGCGAGGGCAGCGGGCAGGACGCGCCCUGCGACAUCGGCCUGCUCGAGCGCCUCAUCCGCUCGCACCCCGUGUGGUUCCUGCCGGGCAUCCAGCGCGCCGGCGCCGUGCACCUGCUGCAGGGCAAGGAGGAAGGGAAUUUUGUCGUGAGACAGUCGUCCCAACCUGAAACGAUGGCAAUCUCGGUGCGAUUGCCAGCCGGCAAGGGCCCUUAUAUAGAGCAUUAUCUCAUACAAGCAUCUGGAGGACAGCUCAGCUUGGAAAGCUCUGACAAUCGCUUCGACAAUAUCCCUUCUCUUGUUGCUCAUUAUUCUCAGUGCUGUGAUGAGUUGCCUGUCCAGUUAACCCUUCCGAGAGCUCUAAGAGAAGCUAAAAACAGGCAGCAGCUGUCUUCCCUUGCUCUUCUAGGACAAGAGUUUUGGAGGUACCCUAUGGCCAACCCUCGGCCUCUGGAGCGAGCUCAACCCACGGAAAUGGGCAGUGCGCAACGUGUGCCGGGGGUAGAUGGCCAACCUAGUCCAGCAAGCAGCGCCAGCAGCCUGAGCAGUUUUAGUAGUGGAAAUAACUUGAGCUGCAGCAUGGUCUCGCAAACGCCAACAUCGGAGCUUGGCGGAGAUCCCAUAGUGCUGAACCUAGCGCCACUCACGCCGGCCACUCCCUCUAUAGAAUCUCCUCAACAGCCAGCAAGCCUUCUGAGCACCUUCAAAGGCCCUUCCACGGAUAUCGGUAGUCCCAGUUCCCCCACUACCACUAGCACUGCGAGCCCCACGGCCCUUGCGGUUGUGGCCUCGGCGUCUGGGUCUGUCACCAGCCUGGUGGCUGCUGUAACCCGCGGUCCCCGCCCCACCCCCCCUAACACCCUGAACCUGGCCAACACGCAGCUUUCAGGGUCCCGAUCGGCCAGCAGUAGUCCUGCACAAGCAGCUUCUGAGAUUUCUUCCGCUCCGUCAUCGGCACCUCGUCCUGGUGGAGGGAAGACACCUCCCCCUCCUCCACCACGUUGGGCCAAGCCGACCUCUCUAGCUGUGAUGCCAAAUUCCCAGCAACAGCAGCAGAAUUUCACCGUCACAACGACGGUGACAUUCAGUGUGAACGAUUCCACUGGCCCACCGCCUCCGCAUGUGGAAGUGUCGUGUGUGCAGAUGGCUCCACGAAGGCCUGUGCUGGAGUUGGAAGGUCUUUCCACUGCAUCUCCUGUGGGAGCUGGACCGAGUCUCCAUCAGAUUGCAUCUCCCACUAGUCCGUCUCCAAGCACCCCGAAUGGAGACGCUAGGCCGCAGGUGGGAGCAGGUCGCACACGUAAAAGUCAUCGACCUAGUCACCUCAAGCAACAAUCUUCCAAGGAAUCACGGCAUUACCGUGAAUCGGAUAUUCUGGACUCUCCGACUGUUUAUUACAGAAGUUCUGUUGCUGACAAGGUCAGUGACUAUGAAGAUAUAUGGGGCCCGGAAGGUCUGUCAACAUUCAAACCGGUGGUACCUCGAUCAUCUCCGUUCUCUUCACCCGAAGACAUCAGCACCAGCAGUGGUAAUAGCAAGAGAACGCCUGACCUCCUUGAACGAGUUGCAAGCCCGGGAUCUCCUGCCUGCUUGUUGGAAAGAGUUGGUACACCUGUCUCUCCGGCAUGCAGUACUCCACUCAGCUCUCAACGAGAAAUUCCCAGGGGUCGCUUGCAACUUAUUCUCCCUGCUCCUGGAAGUACAGGUGGUAGCUCAAAUGCCAAUUCUCCUGCAGAGGAGAUGCAGCCAAAGCAAGGGAGUCCGUUUUAUGCUGAACCAGCAGAUGCCCUGAAGCAGGCUGCUAUUGUGCCAAGACGCAGGCCGAGGCCUCAGCAGCUCCUCCUGUCUGGCCCUCGGCACCGCCACUCGGAUCCUACUCUCCUCCAGCAAUGGCCCUCGGCAGGGCCUUCUGCCAGUGCGGGCCGCCCGGGUGUGCUCGAGCGAAUAGACUCCUCCGACGAGCUGCCUCCGAUGUCCUCGUCCGUCGACAAUCUGGCUGUCCUCCGAGGGCCCUCUGCCGUUUCCACCGACAGAGCGCGCAACGGCGCAGUGCCUGCUGCUCAAGUGCCCCCGCCGUCUGGUGCUGGCCGAGCACGGGGGAAGCCUGUUCAGCCACCGAGGAUUAAACCCAUGGGCAUGGGCAAGUCCUUUAACGAUACUUCGUGGGCUGUGGAUUCCAGCUGGGAGUUCAUAGGAAAUGAGGAAGAAGGAGUAAUAGACGAAGGGUUACUUGAAGAUGGUGGUGGGGAGAGAAGGUUGCCAACUCUGUGUCUUUCUCCUGAGAUUCUCUCUCCGACGACCAAUGCAGGCACGACAACUUCCACUCUCGAGGGUCCCUUGUCCACUGGAGGCCUUGCGUCUCGAAUGUCAUCUUACGAUAACAUUGAAGGAGGUCGGCCGGGCACAGAAGCAUCUUCAAUAUCCGCAACGUCUUCCAUGCUGCACAACGGUGACCGGGCAUGUUCUCACAUCAGUGACAACGACGACACCGCCACAAUCUUCUCGGAGCCGUGGGAUAGCUCCCGGUGGGAAAGCCUUCUGGCGUCGGGUGGCGACGGCGGUGACAGAACCGGUGAGGCGACGCAAGGCGCAAGCGGUCAAAGAGAGACUGAUGAAGGACAGAAUGUGACCGGUGGUGCGGGCGCCAGUGAGUUGACGAAUCACCCAGUGGUGAGGAACAAGAGCUUCAAGGAGCGCCUGGACCCCCUGCUAUGUGAUGUUACGUUCAUCGAUGAUUUUUAUAAAAGCAUCGAUGUUUUGAAAACUCCAACAUUGAUGUGUCACCCCUGUCUUCCGCUGGUCCCCGUGGCCUUACCAGGCUCCAAAACCUUCGCGACGACGGUGCAAAGGGCGCUCUUGGCUAUGAGUGUAGGACAUAUGUUCCCGCUAGUGCACGGCAAAGCAAACUGUUGCAUUCUGACUGCGCGUCAGUUGGAAUCGCUGCCGCCUCUACCAAAGAAAAGGAGCAAGCCCGGUCGAGCGAUGGGCCAGUUCGCGCAGAAGUUCACCUCGUACAUCAGACGCACCGCCCAGAAGCUGGCGGGUUUCACGUCAAACUUGUUUUCGCCGCCGCCCCGCCUGCAGGCGCUGCGCAACCGCGACGCCGGCGGCUCGGGCUCCGCCAUCCGCGCGUACGCGCUGCACCUGGCGGCCGACGCCAGCACCACGUUCGCGCAGAACAUCGACAACUUCAUCGCGUGCACGCGCGAGUCGCGCGAGACCAACCCGCAGGUGGUGAUGCGCAACAUGCGCCAGUUCAUGUCCGGCAUGAAGAACUACCUCGUCAAGCACGGCGAGCGCGAGUUCGAGAAGGAGGUGGAGAAGGAGCGCAUCAAGCUGAAGGCGAACGAGUUCCUGAACCUGGACGCCAUCCUGGAGGCGGUGAUGCACAAGCUGGUGGUGCGGCCGCUCAAGGAGCACCUGUACCGCCUGUUCGUGGAGGAGUACUCGCGCAGCGGCGCCAUCCAGCUGCUGGCCGACAACAUCAGCUACGCGCGCACGCGGGCGCCGCACGAGCUGGGCCUGCGCGCGCGCCUGGCGCUGCCGGCGCCCGCCGCGCUCGCCGCCGUCUGCGCGCCGCUGCGUCGCCUGCAGGAGGUGGACUCGCCGCUGGAGAAGCUGGAGUGCCUGCUCGCCUGCAUCGCAGCCAUCUUCAGCGCGGUGAAGCAGGCCAACCGCGGCCGGCACCUGACGCUGGGCGCCGACGACUUCCUGCCGCUGUUCGUGUGGGUGCUGGUGCGCUCGGGCAUGGUGGCGGCCGAGGUGGAGGCCGAGUACAUGUGGGGGCUGCUGCACCCGUCGCUGCUGUCGGGCGAGGGCGGUUACUACCUCACCACGCUCUCCAGCGCCGUGCACGUGCUCAAGAACUUCCGCGCCUGCCAUGAGCAGCAGGAGCGCGCGCUCGCCCUCGGCCACGCCGCCGGCGCCCUCGACUGGCGGGUUGGUUCACUCUCAGAGCUUCAAUCUGUCUUGAAGAUUGUCGUUCCUGAUGAACUACAUGGCUCAAUCAUCACCAAAACUCUCCCAGUGAGACCCAAUAUGACAACACGAGACGUCUGCAAAAUAAUUGCUCACAAAGUUCGAAUCACUAACCCUCAAGAUUAUGGUCUAUUCAAACUUGUGGAUGGAGAAGAAACUCUUCUUGGUGACGGAGAAUGCCCUCAGGAUGUACGCGGGGGGGUGUCUCAACUGGGCAAGCAUUGCAUAUUCGCAUACAAGAGGAUUGAUGCAAAGAUAGCCUGGCCGCGAACAGCAUCUCCACAAUAAUUAACAUCCUGAUGAAAGAACUUACAAAGGAUAAUGUUGCGAAGUGUGUCAUGGUUUUAUAGUGUAACAAGAAUACUUUUCAAUAUUACUUAAUGUUUCUAACACCUUGGACAAUUACUUAAAAAGCAAUGAGGAACCAAGUUGAAAUGUUGUUUUCCCUAGUGUGUCCAUUUCUUGCCUUCUAGCUACAAUUGAACAGAAUUAUGAGACUGUAAAGAAACGCAAAGAAAUCACUCUUUAAGAGAUGUCUUGCCUGUAGUUUUAGUGUAAAUGACCUCCGUUUGAUUGAAGUUAGGAUGGUAGGGGUCAUUAAAGAAUGGCUGUGCGUGUUAAUUUUCUGGCGGAUGCAGUUGAGAGAGAAUGGGCAAAUGAAAAAGUGUUGCAUUAAUUGAAAGAAUCAUUGUGCUAAAACAACGAUAGUGUAUGGUGUUUGGAAAAAUGUAAAUUGGUCAACGUGACACAGUAUUAAGCAGCAAUAAGGCAGCUGUGUAGAAGUGUACGUGGAAUAUUUGUAUCUAAUUGUCUAAAGUGAAGCAUGGAUGCACUUUUCAUUUUGUAUAGAGUGUAGUGUUUUGUUUUGUUUAAACUGUGAUUGGAUUUUUUAUUUGUCCAUACUUUUAUAUUAAUGUGUAGGAAGUGAUUUUCUGGGACAUCUGAGAUUCCAGAUUCCCUUAUUUUUAAUUUUGCAGUACAAGCUGCUAUCUGAGUUGUUAAAGUCUAGGACUAUAAUAUUAUUUUCUUGUAGUUUUGUUUUGUUUAAAAAAGGUGCAAAACUGCAACAUAUUCUGUUGAUUUGUUAUUGAUUGAUUACUUCCUGCUUUAAAUAAUUACUUCCUGGUAAUUGCUAUUAAUAUGAAAUGCUGUUAAUCACCUUCCUUCAUGAAUAAGACGACUUUACAAACUAAUGUUUUGUAUAUUUGUACAAAAACUGUAUUUAUAUACUGUACUUCAUUAUACACAAACCUGAGAAGUUUGAAAUAAGCUUUAAGAUUAUUUUUAUCUUAAUCUCAUUCCUUUUGCGGGUAGUUGGGGUAAUGAAUGGGGAUGUGGGGAGUAAGAUAUUCAGAUGUUACUUCCUUUGUGUUAAAUUGGAUAGGCUUGUCAAGCCAGAAGUUAGCAUGGUUAGUCACUGAUAUUAUAUGUUACAGUAAAACUCCAUUUGUGUGUUUUGCACUGAUACAUUUUUCACAUUUAUGCAUUAUUGAUUAUAAGUUCCUGCUAAAUUUCUAUUUCUUCCCAUCUUAAAUUUUUUCUGAUAUUUUCAUCGUUUAAUGUUUAUUCAUUUUUCAUGCUUAUUGGUGCACAAUAGAAGUCCUAACUAUAUAACGACCAGUAAGUGAGAUCAUUCUAGAGAAGCUCUAGGGAUCUGUUUUUGGAUAAAAGUUAAAAAUGUUUUGCUGGUAUGCGGGGCUUAUCAUCAUGGCAUCUGAUAGGAACUGAGGAGACUUUAGACAAAACAUCAGGGAGUGAGGAUAGUGAUGCUAGUGUCUCUAAGGCUUUGCAUAAUGGUUGCCAACAUUGCAGAGAAAACAUUUGGCCUACUUGUAUGAAGUAUGGAGGAAUCAAGUAAUGUGGGUGAGAAUCGAGUAGUGUGGGCAAAAGUUAUAUCAAAGUAUUAAUCUCAAAAUAUUGAGAUUUUAUUUUACACGUAGAUUUUCCAUAUCUUAAAAUGAGCGAUUUUCUCACUUGCAAGUUUUUCCGUUCAUUCUUCUGAAAAACAUAUAAAUGAAGUUUUACUGUACUUGUAUUUUUGUGCCACAUCAAGCAGUUGCCAUGAUGUGAAAUCUAGUUCCCUCUGUCAGAUCUUACUUACUAUCCAAGGGGCCUUAAAAUUCAGUAUUUAAAAUAAACGUGUCUUUUACCCCAGAAUAAGAACUAAGUAGUAGAAAAAUGUAGUUUUAAACAAUUUACAUGUUGUUGCUCUCCCCACAUUUGAAAUUUGUUGUUACUGCAUAUGCACAGGGUUUAUUUGCUGGAAUCACAUGCGAAAACAAGGAGAGAAAGAAAUACGCAUAUUGAAAAAUGUUCAGAGAAAUUGGAAAGAAUGAGUUUUUAAUCAUUUUCAGGCAAAAUUGAUCCCAUUUUCUUGUGACAAAAAUAAUAAUAAAUAAUAAUAAUAAUAGUAAUAAUUUAAUUCUGAAUGGAUGUUAAAUGUGUGAUAGAUGAAUUUGGAUGUAUUAAAAAAAACAAAAAACUAGCUAAUAUAAUAACAAAUGAGAUUUGAUUGGUGUUCUUUAAGCUGCAUCUGGUAGGAAAACAUGCAUUUGAGAGACUAAAGAAAAUACAUCUUCAAUUAUUUUAAAAUAAAUGCAUAAUCUUUAUAAAACAUCAAAAGAAAAUGGUGAUGCCUCCAUGUGGAAUGUAAUUUAUUGAAUUAAAAAGAAAAAUUGUUUAACCCUGACCAGUACCUGCUACUCAGUAAAAAUUUCAAUUUUGAAAGUAAAGAGUUAAAAUCUCUUACUAGUUAUGAAGAAGAAAGGCACUCAUCUUUGGAAAAUGAUUAUCAUGAGAAUUAAAUGAAACAUUUAGUUUUAUUCCUGUGCAUUUGCAGCUCAAAUUAAUGAAGCUUAUACCUUUAUCUUUCUACCCACUAAUACGCUAGUCAUAAUGCACCUUUCGCGCACUCCUUAACAUGAAAGGAUUAACUGCAGCUCUACUUUUCAAGAAGUACUCAAUAAAAUAUUUGAGCGUUUCUUUCA
This is a messenger RNA of Gryllus bimaculatus (two-spotted cricket), 7086 nucleotides long. The record is from the annotation of a GenBank genome assembly. Lineage: Eukaryota; Metazoa; Arthropoda; Insecta; Orthoptera; Gryllidae.